Molecule: messenger RNA, 13721 nt
Organism: Mesocricetus auratus (golden hamster)
Lineage: Eukaryota; Metazoa; Chordata; Mammalia; Rodentia; Cricetidae
Gene: Cacna1c
Product: calcium voltage-gated channel subunit alpha1 C
Exons: 49
Coding region: 632-7219 (2195 amino acids)
Biological process (GO): calcium ion import across plasma membrane
Cellular component (GO): voltage-gated calcium channel complex; membrane
Molecular function (GO): high voltage-gated calcium channel activity
Source: RefSeq, a predicted model, not a curated record
AGGAGGGAGGCCGCGCCGCGCUCUCGCGCCCGGUGUCUCCCUCUCGCUGCCUCUGCAGAAACAGCUCCCUGCCAGAACGGCGCUCGGCGCGGCGCGGCCCGGAGCGGCGGCGGCGCUUCCCGAGGGCUCGCCCUCAGGUGUUCGCGGCUGCUGUCGCCGAAGAACGCGGCUCGGGGCCUCUCGGCGAUCGCCCUGGGCGGGCCGGAGACGCCUUGGCCCCCUGGCGGCUCGGGGUCCACCCCGCGCCGCGGGCCCGCCGCUCUCCCUCGCCUCGCCUUUGCGCCUCUUCUCGCUCUGCCUCUCCAUUUAUUAUUAUUAUUUUUUUCCAAUGGUGUAGCCGCCAGAGGUGCGGUGCUAAAUUCUUGGAAGGGGCCCGGAUGUACUGAGGAUGCAUUACAAUCUCACGAAAGGAGGCGGUAGUGGAAAGCAGCAGUUUUUGGUGUUUGGUGCAAUAAUGGGGAUCAGGUAAUCACCCGAAGGGAGCAAGAAACACUGCGGAUCCACGGCUUCCUCGAUUUGCGCGAAAGCCGCCGGCGGCCUCGGAGGAGGAGGGAUUCAGCCAGACCCGCUCGCGGCUGUUGCUGCAUUUCUUCCUCUUUGUGGCUUCUCCUUUCCAAGCAGUUUUUGGCCAAUGGUCAAUGAAAACACGAGGAUGUACGUUCCAGAGGAAAACCAUCAAGGUUCCAACUAUGGGAGCCCACGCCCAGCUCACGCCAACAUGAAUGCCAAUGCAGCUGCAGGGCUUGCCCCCGAGCACAUCCCUACUCCGGGGGCAGCGCUGUCCUGGCAGGCAGCCAUUGACGCUGCCCGGCAGGCCAAGUUAAUGGGCAGUGCUGGCAACGCAACCAUCUCUACUGUCAGCUCCACACAGCGGAAGCGGCAGCAGUACGGGAAACCCAAGAAACAGGGAGGAACGACUGCCACACGGCCACCCCGUGCUCUGCUCUGCCUGACUCUGAAGAACCCCAUCCGGAGGGCAUGCAUAAGCAUUGUUGAAUGGAAACCAUUUGAAAUAAUUAUUUUACUGACUAUUUUUGCCAAUUGUGUGGCCUUAGCGAUCUAUAUUCCCUUCCCAGAAGAUGACUCCAAUGCCACCAACUCCAACCUGGAACGAGUGGAGUAUCUAUUUCUCAUCAUUUUUACGGUGGAAGCAUUUUUAAAAGUAAUUGCCUAUGGACUUCUCUUUCACCCCAACGCUUACCUCCGAAAUGGUUGGAAUUUACUAGAUUUUAUAAUUGUGGUCGUAGGGCUUUUUAGUGCAAUUUUAGAACAAGCAACCAAAGCUGAUGGGGCCAAUGCUCUAGGAGGAAAAGGAGCUGGAUUCGAUGUGAAGGCGCUGAGGGCUUUCCGCGUGCUUCGUCCCCUGCGGCUGGUGUCUGGAGUCCCAAGUCUCCAGGUGGUCCUGAACUCCAUCAUCAAGGCCAUGGUGCCUCUGCUGCACAUCGCCCUGCUUGUGCUGUUCGUCAUCAUCAUUUAUGCCAUUAUCGGCCUGGAGCUCUUCAUGGGGAAGAUGCACAAGACCUGCUACAACCAGGAGGGCGUAAUAGAUGUUCCAGCAGAAGAGGACCCUUCCCCGUGUGCUUUGGAGACAGGCCAUGGGCGGCAGUGUCAGAAUGGCACCGUGUGCAAGCCCGGGUGGGAUGGGCCCAAGCAUGGCAUCACCAACUUCGACAACUUCGCCUUCGCCAUGCUGACCGUGUUCCAGUGCAUCACCAUGGAGGGCUGGACAGACGUGCUGUAUUGGGUCAAUGAUGCCGUAGGAAGGGACUGGCCCUGGAUCUAUUUUGUUACACUAAUCAUCAUAGGGUCAUUUUUUGUACUUAACUUGGUUCUCGGUGUUCUUAGCGGAGAGUUUUCCAAAGAGAGGGAGAAAGCCAAAGCUCGGGGGGAUUUCCAGAAGCUUCGAGAGAAGCAGCAGCUAGAAGAAGAUCUCAAAGGCUACCUGGAUUGGAUCACCCAAGCAGAAGACAUUGACCCUGAGAAUGAAGAUGAGGGCAUGGACGAAGACAAACCCCGAAACAGAGGUGCUGCGGCGGGCUUGCUUGAUCAGAAGAAAGGGAAGUUUGCUUGGUUUAGUCACUCUACAGAAACCCAUGUGAGCAUGCCCACAAGUGAGACUGAGUCUGUCAACACUGAAAAUGUGGCUGGAGGUGACAUCGAGGGCGAAAACUGUGGAGCCAGGCUUGCCCACCGGAUCUCCAAAUCCAAGUUCAGCCGCUACUGGCGCAGGUGGAAUAGAUUCUGCAGAAGGAAGUGUCGUGCAGCAGUUAAGUCCAACAUCUUCUACUGGCUCGUGAUCUUCCUGGUGUUCCUCAACACACUCACCAUUGCCUCCGAGCAUUACAACCAGCCCCACUGGCUCACAGAAGUCCAAGACACAGCCAACAAGGCACUGCUGGCGCUUUUCACUGCAGAAAUGCUCCUGAAGAUGUACAGCCUCGGCCUGCAGGCCUAUUUUGUAUCCCUCUUCAACCGAUUUGACUGCUUCAUCGUGUGUGGGGGCAUCCUGGAGACCAUCCUGGUGGAGACCAAGAUCAUGUCCCCCCUGGGCAUCUCUGUGCUGAGAUGUGUGCGGCUGCUCAGAAUCUUUAAGAUCACCAGGUACUGGAACUCCUUGAGCAACCUUGUGGCGUCCUUGCUGAACUCAGUGCGCUCCAUUGCCUCCCUGCUGCUGCUCCUCUUCCUCUUCAUCAUCAUCUUCUCCCUCCUGGGGAUGCAGCUGUUUGGAGGGAAGUUCAACUUUGAUGAGAUGCAGACCCGUAGGAGCACGUUUGAUAACUUCCCACAGUCACUCCUCACUGUGUUUCAGAUCCUGACCGGGGAGGACUGGAAUUCGGUGAUGUAUGAUGGGAUCAUGGCUUAUGGCGGCCCCUCUUUUCCAGGGAUGUUAGUCUGUAUUUACUUCAUCAUCCUCUUCAUCUGUGGAAAUUAUAUCCUACUGAAUGUGUUCUUGGCCAUUGCGGUGGACAACCUGGCUGAUGCUGAGAGCCUCACCUCUGCCCAAAAGGAAGAAGAAGAAGAGAAGGAGAGAAAGAAGCUGGCCAGACCGGCCAGGACUGCCAGCCCAGAAAAGAAACAGGAGGUGAUGGAGAAACCAGCAGUGGAGGAGACCAAAGAGGAAAAAAUUGAGCUGAAGUCCAUCACUGCAGAUGGAGAGUCCCCACCCACUACCAAGAUUAACAUGGAUGACCUCCAGCCUAGUGAAAAUGAAGAUAAGAGUCCCCACUCCAACCCCGACACCGCAGGGGAAGAGGACGAGGAGGAGCCUGAGAUGCCUGUGGGGCCACGCCCUAGGCCCCUGUCUGAGCUACACCUUAAGGAAAAGGCAGUGCCCAUGCCAGAAGCCAGUGCGUUUUUCAUCUUCAGCCCUAACAACAGGUUCCGCCUCCAGUGCCACCGCAUCGUCAACGACACCAUCUUCACCAACCUGAUCCUCUUCUUCAUCCUGCUCAGCAGCAUCUCUCUGGCUGCUGAGGACCCGGUCCAGCACACCUCCUUCAGGAACCAUAUCCUAGGCAAUGCAGACUAUGUCUUCACUAGUAUCUUUACAUUAGAAAUUAUCCUUAAGAUGACGGCUUACGGGGCUUUCCUGCACAAGGGCUCUUUCUGCAGAAGCUACUUCAAUAUCUUGGACCUGCUGGUGGUUAGCGUGUCCCUCAUCUCCUUUGGCAUCCAGUCCAGCGCAAUCAAUGUUGUGAAGAUUUUACGGGUGCUGCGGGUCCUCAGGCCCCUGAGGGCCAUCAACAGGGCCAAGGGGCUAAAGCACGUGGUUCAGUGUGUGUUUGUGGCCAUCCGGACCAUAGGGAACAUUGUAAUUGUCACCACCCUGCUGCAGUUCAUGUUCGCCUGCAUUGGGGUCCAGCUCUUCAAGGGAAAGCUAUACACCUGCUCGGAUAGUUCCAAACAGACGGAGGCAGAAUGCAAGGGUAACUAUAUCACAUACAAAGAUGGAGAGGUUGACCACCCCAUAAUCCAACCUCGAAGCUGGGAGAACAGCAAGUUUGACUUUGAUAAUGUUCUGGCAGCCAUGAUGGCCCUCUUCACCGUCUCCACCUUUGAGGGGUGGCCAGAGCUGCUGUACCGCUCCAUCGACUCCCACACAGAAGACAAGGGCCCCAUCUACAACUACCGUGUGGAGAUCUCCAUCUUCUUCAUCAUCUACAUCAUCAUCAUUGCCUUCUUCAUGAUGAACAUCUUCGUGGGUUUCGUCAUUGUCACCUUCCAGGAGCAGGGGGAGCAAGAGUACAAGAAUUGUGAGCUGGACAAGAACCAGAGACAAUGUGUGGAAUAUGCCCUCAAGGCCCGACCCUUACGAAGGUACAUCCCCAAGAACCAGCACCAGUAUAAAGUGUGGUACGUGGUCAACUCUACCUACUUCGAGUAUCUGAUGUUCGUCCUUAUCCUGCUCAACACCAUCUGCCUGGCCAUGCAGCAUUAUGGCCAGAGCUGCCUCUUCAAAAUUGCCAUGAAUAUACUUAACAUGCUUUUCACUGGCCUCUUCACGGUGGAGAUGAUCCUGAAACUCAUUGCCUUCAAACCCAAGGGUUACUUUAGUGAUCCCUGGAAUGUUUUUGACUUCCUCAUCGUGAUUGGGAGCAUAAUUGAUGUCAUUCUCAGUGAGACUAAUCACUAUUUCUGUGAUGCAUGGAAUACAUUUGAUGCCUUGAUUGUUGUGGGUAGCAUUGUUGAUAUAGCAAUCACCGAGGUACACCCAGCUGAACAUACUCAAUGCUCUCCCUCUAUGAGCGCAGAGGAGAACUCCCGCAUCUCCAUCACCUUCUUCCGUCUCUUCCGGGUCAUGCGCCUGGUGAAGCUGCUGAGCCGUGGGGAAGGCAUCCGGACCCUGCUGUGGACCUUCAUCAAGUCCUUCCAGGCCCUGCCCUAUGUGGCCCUUCUGAUCGUGAUGCUGUUCUUCAUCUAUGCAGUGAUUGGGAUGCAGGUAUUUGGUAAGAUCGCCCUGAAUGACACCACAGAGAUCAAUCGGAACAACAACUUCCAGACGUUCCCACAGGCUGUGCUACUGCUCUUCAGGUGUGCCACCGGGGAAGCCUGGCAGGACAUCAUGCUGGCCUGUAUGCCGGGCAAGAAGUGUGCCCCAGAGUCCGAGCCCAGCAACAGCACAGAAGGGGAGACCCCCUGUGGCAGCAGCUUUGCUGUCUUCUACUUCAUCAGCUUCUAUAUGCUCUGUGCCUUCCUGAUCAUCAACCUCUUCGUAGCCGUUAUCAUGGACAACUUUGACUACCUGACAAGGGAUUGGUCUAUCCUUGGUCCCCAUCAUCUGGAUGAAUUCAAAAGGAUCUGGGCCGAGUAUGACCCUGAAGCCAAGGGUCGGAUAAAACACUUGGAUGUGGUGACCCUCCUCCGUCGAAUUCAGCCCCCCUUGGGUUUUGGGAAGUUGUGUCCUCACCGUGUGGCCUGCAAACGCCUGGUGUCCAUGAACAUGCCUCUGAACAGCGAUGGGACAGUCAUGUUCAAUGCUACCCUGUUUGCCCUAGUCAGGACAGCCCUGAGGAUCAAAACAGAAGGGAACUUAGAACAAGCCAAUGAGGAGCUGCGGGCCAUCAUCAAGAAAAUCUGGAAGAGGACCAGCAUGAAGCUGUUGGACCAAGUGGUGCCCCCUGCAGGUGAUGAUGAGGUCACAGUAGGCAAGUUCUAUGCCACGUUCCUGAUCCAAGAGUACUUCCGAAAAUUCAAGAAGCGAAAAGAGCAGGGGUUGGUGGGAAAGCCUUCACAGAGGAAUGCACUGUCCCUGCAGGCUGGCUUACGAACUUUGCAUGAUAUUGGGCCUGAGAUCCGACGGGCCAUCUCUGGGGAUCUUACCGCUGAGGAGGAGUUGGACAAGGCUAUGAAGGAGGCUGUGUCUGCUGCCUCUGAAGAUGACAUCUUCAGGAGAGCUGGAGGCCUGUUUGGCAACCAUGUCAGCUACUAUCAAAGUGACAGCAGGAGCAACUUUCCUCAGACCUUCACUACCCAGCGCCCACUGCAUAUCAACAAGACGACAAACAACCAAGGUGACACCGAGUCACCAUCCCAUGAGAAGCUAGUGGACUCCACUUUCACCCCCAGCAGCUACUCAUCCACGGGCUCCAAUGCCAACAUCAACAAUGCCAACAACACUGCCCUGGGCCGCUUCCCCCAUCCCUCUGGCUACUCCAGCACAGUCAGCACUGUGGAGGGCCAUGGGCCUCCCUUGUCCCCUGCUAUCCGGGUACAGGAGGCAGCAUGGAAGCUCAGCUCCAAGAGGUGCCACUCCCGAGAGAGCCAGGGGGCCUCGGUGAGUCAAGAGAUGUUUCCAGAAGAGACCUGCAGUGUGAGGAUGAGUGAGGACGCUGAGUACUGCAGUGAGCCCAGCCUGCUCUCCACAGACAUACUCUCCUACCAGGAUGAUGAAAACCGACAACUGACAUCUCCAGAGGAGGCGAGGAGGGAGAUCCAGCAGUCUCCGAAGAGGAGUUUCCUUCGCUCUGCCUCUCUAGGUCGAAGGGCCUCCUUCCACCUGGAGUGUCUGAAGAGACAAAAGGACCAAGGGGGAGACAUCUCUCAGAAGACAGCCUUGCCCUUGCAUCUGGUUCAUCACCAGGCAUUGGCAGUGGCAGGUUUGAGCCCUCUCCUGCAGAGAAGCCAUUCUCCUUCCAAGUUCCCCAGGCCAUGCCCCACACCCCCUGUCACUCCAGGCAGCCGGGGCAGGCCCCUACAGCCCAUCCCCACCCUACGGCUGGAGGGGGCCGAGUCCAGCGAGAAGCUCAACAGCAGCUUUCCAUCCGUCCACUGCAGCUCCUGGGCUGACGAGACCACCGCCUGUAGUGGGGGCGGCAGCAUGGCCCGGAGAGCCCGGCCCGUCUCCCUCACCGUGCCCAGCCAGGCUGGAGCUCCAGGGAGACAGUUCCAUGGCAGCGCCAGCAGCCUGGUGGAAGCGGUCUUGAUUUCAGAAGGACUGGGACAGUUUGCUCAAGAUCCCAAAUUCAUCGAGGUCACCACCCAGGAGCUGGCUGACGCCUGUGACAUGACAAUAGAGGAGAUGGAGAAUGCGGCAGACAACAUCCUCAGUGGGGGCGCCCAGCAGAGCCCCAACGGCACCCUCUUACCUUUUGUGAACUGCAGGGACCCGGGGCAGGACAGGGCUGUGGUCCCAGAGGACGAGAGCUGCGCAUAUGACCUGGGGCGAGGCCGGAGCGAGGAGGCGCUCCCGGACAGCAGGGCCUACGUCAGCAACCUGUAGUCCACAGGGCUGGCGAGACGCGGGUGUUUUUUAUUCGUUUCAAUGUUCCUAAUGGGUUCGUUUCAGAAGUGCCUCACUGUUCUCGUGACCUGGAGGUAACCGGAACAGCGUCUUCAUUCACUGCUGUCAGGACAAGCCUCAGAGCUGGGCGGUGUGCGGAGUCGGCUUUUCAGGGGAGAAGGCCAAGGCCAUGGUGCAGGACUCCAGCACCUUCCCGCGGCAGCACCGCCCAAAGGACCCCACCCCCCUAAGCAAAAGGGUGUUUUCCCCUUGCUUGUAUAAACAGUCAUUUGCACAUGUUCUGUCUGAGCCUGGCCGUCUCAAUGGAGCAGGGACCCAGGGAUCUGUGGCAGGAGUGGGCCAGCGCCCCGUGCAGGGGCUGGGGAGGUGGCUGCAAGGUUCCCAGCAGUGCAGGCCUGGUCCCUUCAGGGACCCCUCCCCUGCAGGAGCUGAGGUGCAGGUGGCUAGAGCCAGUGCAGACCACGCCACCCGCCCUCAGCCAGCCAGGCCAGGGGGCGCAGGCUGCUGCCUAGUAAUCUUGGUUUCAUGGUUUGAUGGUCCUUGUUAGCAUGUUGCGGUUUUCUGGGGUUUGGUUUCUUUAUUUUUUUUAUUUGCUGUGCUUUCCCACGUGGAAGGGAGGAAGAAGAGCGUUUACAGUUGUGCAGCCUCACUGUUUCCACAUUUGCGUUAUUUAAGUCGGAUUUGGUUUUUAUUAUAUUCUUUAAAUGGUGCGGUUUUCUCCCCCACCCCUCCUUUUCCACCCAUGGAGCGAGGGCUCAAUAUCACCACAGGCAGGUUUACCUGCUCUGCGUAUGCCCAGUAACUUGUCGAAAUUUCCUUAAGUAACAGCACCUUUUUCCGCCUUUCUUUCUGGUUGGGUUGAGCGUCACAAUCUGCAGGUAACAGGCAGUUAGAUAAGCUAUUGCACGCCUGGGUCGUUGAGCUGGGCUCCGUUCUAAGCUGGGCGUAUGGAUAGGUUUCAAGAGAGAGGAUGUAUGAUCAUCUGUGUGUCACACGAGUGUCCAUAGUGGGUUGUCUGUGCGUGUGUGCACCCACAUGGUGCGUGAGCACCCCAUUAACCCCCCACACCUCCACCCCUGCACAAAAGUCCGUAGAUCCCCAUUCCGGUUUGACUGCAGGGAGCUCUGAAUCUGGGGCUGUUCGAAAGCAAAAACAAAUCACUGUCUCUGCUUCUGCUUCUGAAACGAGACUCGGUAACUGCAUUUCCUGUCCCACGAGAUAUGCAAAAGCAAUGCAAUAAUAUCCAUUUUAAAAUACGAUUGUGAGUUGUGUCAGCAUUAAAAUUCUAUUUUAAAAAAACACAAAAUUUAAGGGAAAAACUCAAGAAGACAUUUUGCUUCGAUAUAUUCUGUGUAAUGUUUUAUUGCAUUGAUAAUGUUUCUGUUGAAGAAACUGUUAUACUUGAAUUCAGGUCAGUUUCAGUAUUUUUCAAAUAUUUUUUUAAAAACUGAAUUGCAAUUGUGCCAAGCAAAUAUAAUGACUUAAGUUUGUUUUAAAAUUCACUUCUUGUAUAUUUUGCUGCAUGUAAAGUAAAUCAUUUUGUAUUUGGAGUGUGACAAGCUUUACCUUUGAACUCGUAAGUGCUGUUUCUACAUGUGGUUGGGGAGGAGAUGGUUUUCUUUCGUUUGCAAAGUUAACAAAGGUAUCCCUGAUGUCACUCCUCACUCUGCUCUCCACUGGCAGGUCUGGGGUUACCAUUUUGCAUGUCCUGUGUUUUGUUUCCAUUUCCCUCAAUAUCUUUCCAAAACCAGGUGGUAAGACAGUCCAUGCUACAUCUUGCUUUGCAAGAUCAGGGCAUGUUUCACCCAGAUCCUCACUUGCUGCCUUCCGCCCUCUCUGUGAAUACUUGUCCGGGAUGCUCCUGUUGAGGUGACUGGCUUUCUGAAGCACUCCCACAGCACGUGUCCCAACUGAGAGGAUGAGGUGACUUCCAGACUGGGCCAGUGGUAGGACAGAUUCAGCUUUGACACAUGGUCUACCCAAACGCAGACAGCCGUAGCCAUGCCUGCAGAAAGGGGACAGGAUGGAAGUGCGGUCCCUCUAGAAGCUACUCAUCCUCUGCUUCCACAGCAGGAAGGGGAGAAGAGGCAGGGGCAUCAGGAUCUCAUAGGGAUGAAAGGAACAGGCUGUGUGAGGCUUUUACUCAGGCUCCUCUGUGUCUGCCUUCAGCAACCCUUACAAUCAGCACCAGGUCCUUCAGUUGCGUCUUAACAGGAAUGGUUGAAAAGGAAGGGCUAAGGAAAAUGAGACUCAACCAUUCACCCAGAUUUUACGUAGGUACGGAAUAUCUUCCCAUCCCACUGUCCUAACAGUCUUUUGGGGAGAUUAUGUGAGAAUCUGCUAGAAAUUCCAGCAAGGGUGUUCUUCAGCGAAGAUGAAUCUGCUCUCAUGGUCUGUUUCAUGAAAAUGCAGAGAUUGGUGCCCAGUGUGCACAGGUUAACCAGAGUCUAGAAACAGCUUUCCCUUUGGAUUUCCCUGUGCCAUUGACCUGGUGUUUAUGCACCCUUUGCAGUACCAGUGACAGCUUCUAGAUAUGUAGAGUAGAUGGCAACCUUUGACUUGUUUCCACAAAGUUCUACGACUGUGUUGAUAUGACUGUAGUGACGAUGGAGAGGGGAGCCCUCCGAUUGGCUGUGUGGUUCCUUCACGCAUCUGACCCUAGGGAAGCGUGCUACUACACACAAACAUGCAUACUCUGCAUGCUCAGUCUCCUCGUGCUGCCUUGCAUUUCCUUUGGAAAUCUGCACUGUCAGAUUCUACUGAACAAUGACAUAAGCUACAGGCCAAGCUCCUGCCAGGACUCUGUCCAGUGUAGUUCCCCGAACCCCCCUAUACCAGUCAUACCCCCAGGCAGCCUUCUCCUUGAUGGCCAAGAAAGCCAGAGUAGCCGUUCACUCAUACACUGCACCCUACAAGAAUGGCAUCAUCAGGGAUGAUGGGCCCCUUGCCCUUUGUUGCCAGAAGGAAGGGAGGGAGGUUCAGUGGUCAGUGGGUCUUUCACACUUGGCUUCAUGGCCACCUGAUUUGGCAUAUGCUGCCUGUCACCAGGACAGAGGGGAACAGUGUGUAGGAAAACCAGUGAACAUCCACACCAGACUAUCUGCUCUCCAGCCAACAUGGAAUUUUCCCAGUGACUGUUUUGAACGAUUAUCAGACCUUCUGUAAGCCUGAGAGUCCCUGCAUAGCAGGGAAAUUAGGCUGCAGCUGGGGACCAAAGAGACAUGAAGGAGCAUAGGCCAUGUACUUAACAUCUGUCCUAUGACUAACUUUCUCUUUUAUUUCCAAUCUUUUCAUGUGUGAGGCCAUAUUAUACAAAGUCCAAUUGGUUCCUUUCUGCCUGGUCCUAGAAGGUUCUUCAUAUCUUCAGGUUCUUCAUAUCUUCAAGUUAAAAGAGAGAUACUUUCCUAGUCCUUGUUUGAUUUGUAAAUCUCUUCCCUGCUAAUCAUGGUUCCCAUCUUUCUUAGCCUGUCUAGGAAUCUGAGAGUCUGCCUUUUACCUCCCUCUGGUACUCUGGUUAAAAUUUUGGGUACUAUGAAGAGAAGGUCUGUUUCUUUCUCACAGUUCUCAGCCAUCCAGAGCUCCAGAGACCCUAACAACAGGCAGUCCUUCCUUUGCCCAAAUCAACACAUUUCUGAGAACCCUUGAAGUCAGUAGAAGGAAAGUGUCUGUUGUACAGAGGCCAGGAGACACACUCCAUUGCUCACGAGAGCAGACCAAGAGAGCAAGAAUCGAGGUCAAGCAUGGAGUCACAUCUGGUCAUCAGGGCUUUUAGUCUUCUCAUACCACAUUUCAAAUGUUGUCAAGCAGGGAAGGAUGGCCCCUCAACCCUGAGACCUUGAGUGACAGAAAUGCCCUCACUCGGUAGCUAGAAACAAUUUAGCUAGGACCUGAGGAAGGAUUGUCUGGCUUUCAGAAGAGCUACUCAGAGCUCAGGGAAGCCAAAACUUGCUGUAAGUGCCCUGAUUGACUCUGUUCUUCAGCAAAGCCGUGCCUCUGAAGCAGGUGUCAGCACAGAGAGAACUAGAGGGUGUAGGAUGAGGAAAGGGCAUGUCCUGACCCUAUCUGUGUCAUCGUAUGGAAAGCAGCUUCUGUGUGGUCCACCCUUAGCAAAGGCUGAUGGCGCCAUAAUCUGCUUUGUGAAAAAUAAAUUCCUAUCCUAGGUGUUUUUCCAGCUAAAUCAACCUAGCUAGAGAAAUGUGGCUGGUCCUUACCUGGACAAGUGAGGCCCCUCCACCGCAUCUGGCCAAAGAAUUUGCUGAUGGGAAAGUCAUUGGGGGAACUUGGGUUCCCUCACCAAAGUCCAUGUUCUACAGCAGCUGACGUGGGGAGAGGCGUUCUGGAAGGCUAUGAGGGGAAAAGCACCCUUCCUAUGAUGUCAGUGACAGGUACCUUCCUGCCUUUAGCAUUUCACUCUUUCUCUUCCUCCUCCUCCUCCUGCUCCUCCUCCUUCUUUUCUUCCUCUUCCCCUUUCCCUCCUCUGCAAACCCAGUGAAUGGAACACAAAGGUGAAAGAAACCAUUUGCAGAUUCUUAACAGUGUUUUUUUAUGCCAUAUCUUCACAUCCUUAGGGAGGCAGUACACACACACACACACACACACACACACACACACACACACACACACCUAAGGCACAAGUGCUGAGGUGAUGGCCACAUUGUGAUUUUUUUUCCCACAUAAAAGGAGGACCGUAGUAGGUAUGUUCAGCCUGUUCAGUUUGUGACUCUGUGUCCCAGAACAGCUAUGGCUGUGACCCAGCACAUUUGUAGAUGAUGUCUUAUUAUAAUGAAAAAACACUGAACACCUUUGAAGAGGAACAUAUGGAAGAAGCUAGAACAAUUUCCAUGGGUGAAAAUGGUGACAAUUUUAUUUAUCUACAGUGAAUGUUACUACCACUCUUAAACCCGCCCUUUUCCCCCAACCAUCUUAAGAGGUUUGGUUCCAUAUAAUAUACGAUAAAAACCUGAUCUUCCUGGUUAUGUGAGGAAGACCUGCUAACAUAUCUCUGGAAGGGAGUUGCAGAACGCAGCUGGAUACAUCAAGCAUUGCAAAUCAUUCAAAUCUGAGAGUAAAGUCUGCACUGAGAUUUUCCUGUUGCGUUUCUCUUAGGUCUCUACUAGCUUUAAGGAAGACAGGCCAGGAAAAAUACAAUGAAAAUGUGAAAUGUCGUAUCACCAGAGCCAAACUGUCUCAGAAGCUCACUGCUUUGGAGAUAUAACCACUCAUCCCCAUGGGAAAUCCUAUUCACCCCAGUUUCCCAGAAUCUAAGUGAUUUGUUGUAUAAAGAUUACAGAACAGAUGACAUGCCACUCACUCCAGCAUAAAUGACUCAAUUAUUGCAAAUUUGCCACCUAAAAUUUCCCUCGUGCACCACUCAGCAGGGUCACUUCACAGACAGUUUGGGGAGACAGAGACUAUAGGGAAUCAGAGGGGGAUUCCAUUUUCCAUUUUUGGGGAGCAGUGUGACGGUACUGGGGGUUGAACCAAGGGCCUUCCUUGUGCAUGCUGGACAAGCACGUUAGCUUUUAUUUUGAAACAGCCUCUGCCUCCUAAGACUGCCCAGCACGGAGAACUACACCAAAGGUAAAAGCGGGAGAGAACUCUCUGGAAUUGAGGACAGGUGAUUUGUAAGCAAGCAGUCCCUGCAGAGGGCUUUAGAAGGCGUCACAGCGACCCACGAGCUAUGGGCACCUUUCUGUUCUCCGCACAGCACAUUUCCACAUCUGCGUCCCAUCCCCUAGACUUGAAAUCCACCUCUCUGCCAGACCAUGCACCCAUCUGCCCUGCCCUGCUUGGACACGUGUUUCUCACUCACUGCCCUGAACAAAGCCUGAAUGGCAGGGGAACAGCUGGGUUGCACACAUCUGUGAUGACAGCGGUUAAGAACAGCCUGUGGGGGAAAGAAGUCGUUGAGAAAUGGGGUGGUAGAUCCCCAGGAGUCAACGCUGCAAUGUCGGCCUCUCUCAUAACACUACCGUUCUACUUUAAUCUGCCAGUGUUGCUAAGGAAAACUUCCCUCCAUGUAAAGGGUCCACAUAAAGCUGAUGUCACCCCCACCUCUCCAUGUGUCUACUCAGUCCACUUUUAUGUCCCCGAGAAAACCUGUGUCAUGUGCCAUGCUGUUCCCAGAGAGGCAUGGAGAGAUGAACAGGCUUCUGUGUCACUCAUAUACACCUGCACAUCCCACACCUGCCCCUCCAGGCUCUACGACACCACAGUCUGACUGUUGUAAAUAUUGUUGUACAGUUUGUAAUCAUCAAAUAAUCUCGUUGUCAAAGGCCCUGCCUGCUGCGCCUUCUCCCCCUCGAGCAAGGCCAGGGAAUUUAGGAGGGAAACCCUUCAAGGAGAGCUUCAGGGUCCAUCUCUGUGUGAGACGCUACUGUAUAUUCCUGUAAGAUUGCAUUUUUAUCUAAGGAAUGAUGUUAUUUAAAAAACAAACAAAAACGCAAAAAAGAAUUGCAAAUAAAUUUCUUAACAAUGUCAA